Molecule: messenger RNA, 784 nt
Organism: Bolinopsis microptera
Lineage: Eukaryota; Metazoa; Ctenophora; Tentaculata; Lobata; Bolinopsidae
Product: stress-induced-phosphoprotein 1-like
Exons: 6
Coding region: 1-753 (250 amino acids)
Biological process (GO): post-translational protein targeting to endoplasmic reticulum membrane
Cellular component (GO): TRC complex; membrane
Molecular function (GO): molecular adaptor activity; protein binding
Source: RefSeq, a predicted model, not a curated record
AUGCCAAAGGUAAAUGAAGAAAAUGAAAAGGAAGCAGUCAAGAAGAAGGAACUGGGAAAUGAAGCUUUUAAAAAACAAAUGUUCAAUGACGCUUUGGGUCUGUACAAGGAAGCUAUAGAGCUUGAUCCUACAAAAAUUUCCUUCUACAACAAUGUGGCAGCUAUAUACAUCCAGACGAAGCAAUACGAUUCUGCCAAAAAAGUGUGCUUAGAAGCAUUGAAGAUUGGAGACAAAUUUGGUGCAAACAUCGAAGAAAAAUCUAGGUGUCUUGCUCGUAUUGGAAAGGCAUGUCUUGAAAUGAGAGAUUUGAAUGAUGCAAUAUGGAAAUAUGAGGAAGCACUUUCGGUAUUUGAUGGAGCCUCAAUUGAGAAGAUAAAACCAGGGUCUUUCUACAAAGAUUUCCAAAUAGAUGAGACUCUGAAGCUUGCAGCUGUCAAGAAGAAAGAAAUGGGACAUGAGGCAUUUUCCAGGGAAGAAUAUGAUACGGCACUUUUCUUCUACGAUGAGGCAAUCCAGAUGGAUCCGACACAAAUGUCAUUUUAUAGCAGCAAAGGGGCUGUUUACUUAAAGAAAAAGGAUUAUUUGUCAGCCAAGAACAUGUGCUCUGAAGCUGUAGAAAUUGGAAAAAAGUUAGGGGCUUGCAAUAGAGACCUAUCCAGAUCGCUGGAAUGGAUUGGAAAGGCAUGCUAUGCUAUGGGGGAUGUUUACAGUGCUGCCAGGAAUUACAAAGAAGCACUAAUACUGCAUAUAUGACGACAAAAGGUUGCAUAAAGAGCUUGAAAAG